GAUUGCAGGCAGAUCCCAACGCCGCGGCGCGAUACCUAGCCCACCGGCGCGGCGGCAGACCUAUCCGAUCUCUCUCGGUAGUCGAUCGCGCGCGCGAAAAAAGAAAGCACGUCGGAAGCUCUGCGGAUGUCGCUCGUGGCCGCAACCGACGCGGUGCAAUGAUCCUGAACGUAAUAGAUCGGUUGUGACCUCCUUCGGGGCCUUACCGCCAUCGUAGCCCUCCCCGUCAUCGUCGGGGCCAGCGUUCAGCUCUCCGUGCGCUUGUGCAGCCAGCCCGCCCUGAUGGUGCCCGGUGGUUCGCGCGAAAGGAUCGCCGUGUGUCGCGAUGCGCUACCGAACGGUUCGCACGUGCCCCGAUAAUCGUUCGCGAGACGAGAUGUCCGCUCGCCGAGUUUGAUUUUCUCAAGAGCAGAGAGCGAAGAGGAGGAAGCGGAGGAUCGUGACAAUCCAGGGAGAUAAUCGCGGAUUUCCAUACGCAGUUUACUUCCCUUCGACGACAGUGAAAGCAAUUUUAACUUGGAAAUUUUCUUUAAGUUGCCUCCUUAAAGCGAAGCUAACGAUAGGAUAACUUUUUAGUUCUGACGUUGUACAAUUCUACAUAAUCUAAUUGCAUUAAAGAGAAAUAAUUUUAUUCCUUCGUAAUUCCCCACACAGACGAGCUCACGCGAGAAAUAUCGUACGGGAAUAAUACACGUUCCUCUACGCUUGAUAAUCCAGAAAAAUCGUGGACGCCUCGUCAGUGUCUGAGUAAGACCAAGAUGACUCGCGUCGUGAAAAGGCACAGCGCAGUUUUGAAGGCCGCGGGAUGAAGGCUCGCAAGGCCUAUCCCGACAUUCCUCGUGUGCUACGUCUCACGUGAAAUCUUGGAAGCGCCGCGUCUUCGAAGCUUGAAGGAUGUCUCUGGGGCAACGUAUCUCCGGCGCGGUUGCGGUUCUCCGGGGGACCUCGACGGAGGCCAAGGAGGGCGGCGGCCACACGUCGUGCGUGGAGGAGAUCGAGAAGAUGACGUCCGAGGAAGAGGUCGAGGCCGAGGCGAAGCACAAAGUGACGGCGCUCGACAGGUUACAGAUGGUGAUAGAAUGGAUGGGAAGUAACAUGCUUCUGGCACUGACCAUCGCUGGAGUUUUGAUGGGUCUGGGUCUCGGGUUUCUGGGUCGAUUGGCCAAUCUCACGCCGCAAUCUAUAAUCCUCGUCAGCUUCCCGGGAGAGCUCCUUAUGCGGAUGCUGAAGAUGUUUAUCCUGCCACUCAUCAUCUCGUCAUUAAUUUCCGGAAUGGCACAGCUGGACGUUCAAAGGUCAGGAAGGAUAGGGUUCAGGGCGUUAACCUACUACUCGAUAACGACUAUUCUCGCCGCUAUAGUGGGCAUCGCGAUGGUGCUGAUGAUCCAUCCGGGUAAUCCGGAGAUCAAGACUUCGGUCGCGGCAGUGGUGAAGGCCGAGGAGACAAAAGUCUCCACGGUAGACGCGAUCCUCGACAUAAUUCGAAACAUGUUGCCGGAGAACCUGGUGCAAGCGUGCUUCCAGCAGGUUCAGACAUCCUACGUGAAGAAGAAAGUGGUCGUGAUCGGCAGCGCGAAUCAAAGCGAGUACAUAUUAGAGCCGGCCUUGGUUUACAAGGACGGCACGAACGUGAUGGGCAUGAUCGUGUUUUGCAUCAUCUUCGGCGUGCUCGCGGGCCAGAUAGGACCGCGCGGCAAACUGAUGGUAGACUUCUUCGUGGUGUUGAACGAUAUCAUCAUGAAACUCGUCACGAUCGUCGUCGUUUGGUAUUCUCCGUUUGGAAUUAUGUGUUUGAUAGCUGGCAAAAUAAUGUCGAUCGCAAAUCUAGCGGCAACCGCCCAGAUGUUGGGCCUGUACAUGGUGACAGUUGUAAUAGGCUUGAUGAUCCACGCGAUCAUCACGCUGCCGUUCAUCUACUGGUUUAUAACUCGAAAGAAUCCCGCAGUGUUCUUUAGAGGCAUGAUGCAGGCCUGGGUGACAGCGUUGGGAACCGCUUCGAGCGCGGCGACGUUGCCUCUGACUUUCCGUUGUCUCGAAGAAAACAACAAGAUCGAUCCGCGAGUGACGCGCUUUGUUGUGGCGGUCGGUGCCACCGUAAAUAUGGACGGCACAGCUCUUUACGAAGCAGUGGCCGCGAUCUUCAUCGCACAAUUGAACGGCAUCUCAUUGGGAUUCGUUGAAGUCAUCACCGUCAGUCUCACGGCUACUUUGGCGAGCGUUGGAGCCGCGAGCAUCCCCAGCGCAGCCUUGGUCACCAUGCUGUUGGUGCUGACCGCCUUGGGUCUCCCUACGAACGACGUUUCCCUGUUAUUCGCUAUCGACUGGAUGCUGGAUCGGAUCAGAACCUCGAUCAACGUUCUGGGCGAUGGUUACGGGGCUGGAAUAGUCUAUCACUUAAGCAAAGCGGAGUUGGACAAGAUGGACGAGGAGAGAAGACUGGAGGGUUUGGAAACCGGCAGGCCCCUCGAGAUCGUCGCCGAGAGCUGUCGGGAAGAAACAGCAGCGCACGAGCAAACUUCCGAGACGAAAAUCUGAGGUCCUCCCGCGGAUUUCAGCAAAGUGACACUGUUACGUCAGGAAUGUUAUCCGUCAGUUCGCAAGAACUAUCACUCGUCCUUGUGUUAAGUAUAUUCGUGUAAUGCAAUUGACUUUCACUGCCGAAAUCAAGUUAAAUGUAACACGCAUCAAAGUCAGCUAUAUAUAUAUAAUUGUUAAGGAUACGAUUUAAAUCUUAUUUAAUGAACAGAUUUCCGUUUUUGUAGACAAUGUUAGCUAGUAGCGAGUGGACAAAGGCCAUUAAAAACACUGACAUAGAAAAUGAGCAUGUUAAGUACAAACUAUCGGAAGUUGUGUAUCGAUUUCAUAUUUUUUUCCCCUAGUGCGCGAGAGGAGAUUCUUCUACUUUAGAAUAUCAAAGAAUGUACGCAGAAAUAAUCAUGUACAGCAAGAUAGAAAUAAAACAUAAUAAAUUAUUAGAAAUCGCAUCUGAUGCGGAAACUAAGCGCUUAAAAUGUUCAUCGACCGACGGUAUUUAAAAAGAAAAUGUAUAAUAAAUAAAUUUAAGCGAUUUAUUUCAGAAUUAAAAGCAAUAUUAAUUUACUGAAACAAUCGCUGUUAAUACCGCGUUGAUUAAAAUAAACAGUUAACUAUUUGCACGUGUUCACAGCCGCGUGUAUAGGUAUAUGGUCACCACUAAUCUUUUCAUCGAAUAAUUGUAAUUCAGUAAUUAAUAAUUUAUUAUGCAAAUAUAUAUCUAUCAUAUAUAUAUUUAUCAUACAUCCAAUAAAGAGAAUAUGGCUCCUAUAUUAAUAUCUCUAUUGCAUUGGCUUUAAUAUUGUCUCUCUACACUCAAACGUUGAAUAAUAAAUGCGAUUUUCAU
Vollenhovia emeryi is the source of this 3379-nucleotide messenger RNA. Its product is annotated as excitatory amino acid transporter-like. The coding region runs from base 895 to 2535 and encodes 546 amino acids. The transcript has 9 exons. Gene Ontology annotation, molecular function: L-glutamate transmembrane transporter activity; glutamate:sodium symporter activity; neutral L-amino acid transmembrane transporter activity. Gene Ontology annotation, cellular component: plasma membrane. The record is from RefSeq and is a predicted model, not a curated record. NCBI's taxonomy places the organism in Eukaryota, Metazoa, Arthropoda, Insecta, Hymenoptera, Formicidae. Gene Ontology annotation, biological process: L-glutamate transmembrane transport.